UGUAAGACACUAGAUUGUCUUGUCUAUUAGUCUCGUGUUGUGCAAUGACGGUUCGAUCCAAAAGCACAUCUGGUGUGAUCGAUUUGAAUAAAGCUCAUCCAUGUCAUCAAAACGAGCAGCAAAACGAAGAAAAAAAAUAGUCUACGGUGCAGAUUACUCGCACAUUUACACAUAAAACGGAUUUUAGAUGAAUCCGAACCCAACUGCAAGUGGCCUACAGAUCGGAUCGAACAGGAUGUAAUCGUCCCGGUGUCUUCCUGUGCACUCGGUGAUUAGAAGGCGUUUUUUUCCUCCCCCACCGCCCCCGAGCCUCACCCUUCCCUCCACGUGCCUCACCCCGUGUGCCUCACCUGCUGAGCCCGCAGCUUGUGACCGGCGAUCAUUACGACUCAACGAGCCGCAUGGGGAAUCUUCGCUUCGGUUGCACAGCCACGACGCAGAGGCCCAGACACCGACGCGCGCGCGCGCACACACGCACACACGCCGGGAUCAGAGCCCCGCAGCCGGUGCGCCAUGCAGAGCGGCCCUCCGGCCCCGUGCAGCGGGUGCUGUUCCGUCAGGCGGAUCCGGGGCUUGGUCCCCGUUGGGUUCAAGACCGAGAUAAAAGCCUUGUCUAAACUGGCCGGACCGGUGAUCAUAGCCCAGCUCAUGGUGUUUGCUGUGAGUUUUGUCAGUACUGUUUUCUGUGGCCACCUGGGGAGGACGGAGCUGGCAGCGGUGUCUUUGGCCAUAGCAGUUAUUAAUGUCACAGGCAUAUCCAUUGGAUCAGGUUUGGCUUCGGCGUGUGAUACUCUGAUUUCACAGACCUUUGGGGGCAAUAACCUGAUGAGAGUUGGGGUCAUUCUGCAACGGGCGAUCCUCAUCCAGCUACUGGCGUGUUUUCCCUGUUGGGCGAUCCUGGUUAACACCGAGCCCAUUCUGCUGGCUGUCAGACAGGAGCCGCAGGUGGCAAGGUUGUCUCAGAUGUAUGUGAAUAUCUUCAUGCCGGCACUUCCUGCCACAUUCAUGUAUUCAUUAGAAACAAGAUAUCUGCAAAACCAGGGCAUCAUAUGGCCGCAGGUUAUCACAGGCGUUGUGGUCAACCUUCUUAACGCUCUCAUCAACUACGUCUUCCUUUACGUGUUGCAUCUGGGAGUAGCAGGUUCUGCUGUUGCCAACACCAUUUCCCAGUUCGCCAUGGUUAUCGUCCUCUAUUCUUAUAUAAUGUGGAAAGGCCUUCACAAGGCCACCUGGGGAGGCUGGUCUAAAGAGUGCCUGCAGGACUGGGGCUCGUACAUCCACUUGGCCAUCCCUAGCAUGCUCAUGGUGUGCGUUGAGUGGUGGACGUAUGAGAUUGGAGGCUUUCUGGCAGGUCUGAUAAGUGAGGUGGAGCUUGGCGCUCAAUCGGUUGUAUAUGGACUUGCUAAUGUUGCAUACAUGUUCCCAAUGGGUUUCAGCAUAGCAGGCAAUGUUAGAGUUGGAAAUGCCUUGGGAGCUGGAGACACAGAGCAGGCCAAGCUGUCGGCUAAACUUACCAUGUUCUGUGCAGUGUCUGUCUCUAUAUGUUUGUCCAUUCUCAUGGGGAGCUUGAAGGACCAUAUCUCUUAUGUCUUUACUUAUGACAAAAAAAUACGGGAAAGGGUUGCCGAUGUCAUGGUUUUAUAUGCACCUUUCAUUCUCCUGGAUGCAAUAUCAGCGGCCGCGGGAGGCAUCAUAAGAGGAGCUGGUAAACAAAGGGUUGGGGCUAUUGUCAACAUUUUGGGUUAUUAUGGUGUUGGUUUUCCCAUUGGAGUGCCACUCAUGUUUGCUGCCAAAAUGGGAAUCACGGGUCUGUGGACCGGCAUGUUUAUCUGUGGGUUUCUGCAGUCUACAUUCUUCAUUCUCUACCUAGUAAGAAUGAACUGGAUGAAAGCAGCAAUUGAGGCUCAAAUCAGAGCGGGAGUGUGUGAGAGCUUAAGAGGCCCAAGUCCCCAACCAGAUGUUCCAGAGAUCCCGCCGGAGAAAACGUGGAACCCACCAGGACAAACGGACCACGUGGACCUGAUUGACACUGCGGUGAAAGCAGCAGACACAGUGGAGCAGAAGGAGUUCUCUCACAGGACUCUGGUUCUGCGUAGAGGCCUGACUCUUGCUCUCAUGAUGGCCAUCCUGGCUGCUGGAAUCAUUCUUAACCUGCUGAUCAUAAACUUGUUUACAUGAACACUAGCCAAAUCUAUUGUGUUGAGUGAGCCACUAGUGCACAAUGUGAUACAGAGGCACAAAGCCGGGCAUGAAUGCGAUUAGUGUACAAUCAAUGAAUUACUGUCAAACCAAUAAGUCACAAGAUUUUGCUGUAUUUAUAUCACAACGACAAUCUGUCAAUGAUAAUGAGUCA
Messenger RNA from Pungitius pungitius (ninespine stickleback), 2353 nucleotides. RefSeq names its product solute carrier family 47 member 3 (gene slc47a3). Gene Ontology annotation, biological process: xenobiotic detoxification by transmembrane export across the plasma membrane. The record is from RefSeq and is a predicted model, not a curated record. Gene Ontology annotation, cellular component: membrane. Lineage: Eukaryota; Metazoa; Chordata; Actinopteri; Perciformes; Gasterosteidae. The coding region runs from base 514 to 2178 and encodes 554 amino acids. Gene Ontology annotation, molecular function: antiporter activity; xenobiotic transmembrane transporter activity. The transcript is spliced from 17 exons.